GACAAAUGUGAUACUUCUUACAUUCUGAAUGACAGAAAAUGUUUUGUAAGCCGCAGAAAUGAAGCCUGCAGUAUAUCCUUAGAUCCUUAGUUUGUAUACGCAAAAUUUUUCAAUGUUAUGCUCAAUAUUGGAUUAAUUGAAACCCCACGCUAUUUUCUAUGUAAUCAACAAUUUAGCUUAACAAUCAUAAUGGCACUGUGGAUUCAUUUGUCUCAAUCACGGACUGUUCACUUUCAUACUGAUGAAGAAAUUCCAACUGGUACAAAAAUUGGCAGUUUACUGAAACACGUACACGGAGGAUUCACAAAUCUUAACUUUUUUAAAAUCUCCAGCGUUGAUGACUUUUCGGAGCUAUUUUCUGUAGAUCAAAUUAACGGGGAUAUAUUGAUUGCAAAGCAGUUGGACAGAGAAACACUAUGCCGUCCUGAGGUCCUGAAUAGUCAGAAAACAGUUUCAAAGGAAUUGAAAGAAGGAUGGAAUUCUCGAGUGAAUCAGUAUUCAGCUUGUGAAUUAUAUUUUAGUGUGAAUUGUUUAAAUGUAACACCGAUUAAAAAUCUUGGAAAUCAAAAUAAAAGUAAAACGCCUGUAAGUAAUAAGCUGGUAGCUAUUUUCGAUGUUGUCGUUGAACUCAGGGAUAUUAAUGAUAACGGAUGUAAAUUUAUGCCAUCAAGUGAACAGAUUAUUCGAAUACGUGAAGAUUCACCUAUUCGUGAAACACGACUACCACUGAAUACCCCACAUGAUCCAGACGAUGCAGUUUUAGGAAAUACUGUUAAAUCUGAUCUUGUAUGGAUCCAUGAUCGGCCGAAUAAAUUAUCUUCGUUGGAUAAACGGAAUAUAAAUGCCACAUUCAAGCUACAUAGUCUUUCAUCUUCGAAUAAUGCGAAUAUUAGACUGGAGCUGGAACUGAUUAGAGCGUUGGAUUAUGAAAGUCAGCAAAAUUAUACAUUUGAAAUCGUCGCUGAUGAUGGCUUUCCAUCAGGUGGACAUCAGUGUUACCUAAAUGUGACUGUACUCGUCGAAGACUGUAAUGAUCAUACGCCAGUGUUUGAUCAGUCCACGUAUGUUGCGAAUGUUAGCGAAGACACGAUCAUUGGCCAGACGAUUGUAAAGGUUACGGCGAAUGAUGCAGACGACGGGGAAAAUGGGAAAGUCCUGUACAGCAUUGAUUCAUAUACGGAUAACACUGAUGACAGCAACCUUCUCUAUAUUCAUGAGGAUACCGGUGAAAUUAGGCUUCAACGACGUUUAAACCAUCGACUGAAACCCCAACAUAUAUUGAAAGUAUUUGCUAAGAAUCCUGAUCAUACUCUAUCGAGAAAUAUGAAAUCUCUGCAGACUCAAUCCAAGUCAUCUACAGCUCAGGUUAUUGUCAAUGUGAUUGACACAAAUGAUCACCAUCCAAGGAUUCGAAUUUUGUCGCCAACCGGUUCAAAAUCUCUAGAAAUAAUAGAAGAAUCUCCGCCUGGUCAAGAUAUUGGCAUUCUAGAUGUUUCAGAUGGUGAUACAGGGAAAAAUGCAGAAGUGAACUGUAAACUGACAAAUCAAACUCUCGCAGAUGCUUUAAUCCUAACUCCGAUGAAUGCUGGACUUGUCAGCAAUGAUUUAACAAUAUCUAAUAAGAAAUAUAAACUCUCCUUGUUGAAAAGUAUAGAUAGGGAAGAAUAUCCGGCUGUCGAAUUUACUGUUUACUGUUGGGAUAAUGGAGAUCCACCCUUAUCAAGUAACACAACACAAAGCAUCAAAGUAAUUGAUAUCAAUGAUAACGAUCCGAUAUUUAAUCAAAGUGUCUACACAGUUAAGAUCCUGGAAGAUACAAGUCCUGAAAGAGCACGAGAAAACUUUGAAAUCAUAUCGCUUCUUGCAACAGAUAAAGAUGAAGGUCGUAAUGCAAAACUACAUUUCAGUAUUGUUCAGACAACACCAAUUUCCCAGGUUGAUUUGGUGACAAUCAACUCGGUAACAGGAAGGAUACAUUCUCUAGGCAACUUGGAUCGUGAAUUAUCUGACAGAUUCUCUAUCCUUGUAUUAUGUUCAGAUGACGGUGAGCAGAGUAAACGUUCAACUUCAGCUCUAGUCGAUGUAACAAUUUUAGAUUUCAAUGAUAACGCUCCAGUUUUCUCUAAGCCGUCAUAUGAUUUUCACUUAUCAGAAAAUAAUCUAAUAGGAGAAUUGAUCGGAAGCUUUUAUGUUACAGAUAAUGAUAUAGGUGAAAAUUCAGAAUUGAAGAUAGAGAUCAAGAAAAGUGUUAUCAGUAGAAAGCUCAAUGCUAAGCAAUUAUCGAUUAUGCCUGAUUUGAAUCAAAAAAAGUAUAUUGAAUACAUUCCAAAGUUUCAGUUAGUUUCACAGAGGGUAAACGCUUCAUCGUCUGCCGGCAGAAAAGCCUAUUAUGAGAUGAAAUUGUAUGCAAACUCUGUGAUUAAUCGUGAGAGUCUCAUUGAGGAAUCAACUUCCCCUAUCCCGGAAACACCACUUAAUGCUAAAUCAGUUGGAUACAUGGAUACUACACUCAGUGUGGAUCAUUAUGCAAUGUCAACAAAUAAUUCCUUAUUUACGCCAAAUGUUGUCUUAACAAUACAGGCACAAGAUAAAGGCAUACCAAAGUUAUCUGAAAAUGUACUAGUACGUAUACACAUCUUAGAUGUGAAUGACAAUUCACCGUAUUUUAUAUUCCCUGAUCCAACUGAUGUGAAUAAGUCACAAGCUGUUGUAUCGUAUAAGGAACCAUUGGGAUAUGCCUUUACACAAGUAAAAGCUGUAGAUGAUGAUGCCGGUGAAAAUGGUACCAUCCUCUAUUUUAUUCAUUCUGGUAAUGAUGCAAAUUACUUUCGUUUGAAUCCAAAUAACGGAAUAUUGAAUAUACAUAAAAGUAUUCCAUACUCGGCAAUAGGUGAUCAUCCACUGAGGAUUGAAGCAAGAGACUGUGGAAAACCAUAUCGUUUCACUUUAGCUGAACUAAUUAUUAGAAUCGAUGAAUCUGAAUCGAAAGCUCAUCUCACUGGAAGGCUGUAUCAUGCAGACAAUGGAGUGGGUAGUGGUUUCAAUUUUGGCCUAAGUAGGAAUAAACUCAAUCUGUACAUCAUCAUAGCCAUUGUGGCAGCAGCCUGUAUAAUAUCAACAAUACUUCUGUUUUUAUUCCUUACAUUAUUACGUCAUGUCAAAGGUAGUCGGAAUUAUCUAAAUGUAAGUAAUUCAACAAAUAAAACCAUCAGGAAAUCCUACAGCAAUAAUUCUAUGGAUUCUACACAUUGGCGUCUGAAAUCAGCAGUUUCUGAUUUCUCAAAAGUUCAGAAUAAUGAAGGUGUUCAAUCAUUGUGCAAUAUUUCGUAUCAAAUCCCACUGGAAGAUAGUACAAGUACCGGUUUGGAAUCAGUGAGUCAUAUGAAUGAAAGUGUAUAUAUCUUACCUGUUCAAGUUGAGAACCCUUCUGACUAUUAUCCAUCCAUUAAAGCAUUUUAUAAUUACUGUCCAUAUGUAAAUCAAACCAUCCUAAAUGAUCCCAGCCAUGAUGUUUUACAAUCAGUGCGCACAAUCAAUUCGAAGAUGAUUUCUAAAGAAGAUUCGGUACCCACCAAUUUCAACUGCCCAUAUGGUGUAUACGCAAAUCAUUUCGAUAAUGGAGUAUCAAAUAUAAAUGAAAAUGGAUUGCAUACAGAGUUUAUGAAUGACCAGUCUUCAAUACCAUGUACACUUAAGACAUUUUCAAAGUUGAAUGGAGAUUCACAAAAUGUACGUUCUCUUCUGAUAAAUGUUUUUAAAUCCUCAGAUAAAAAAUUUUUGUAA
Molecule: messenger RNA, 3783 nt
Organism: Trichobilharzia szidati
Lineage: Eukaryota; Metazoa; Platyhelminthes; Trematoda; Strigeidida; Schistosomatidae
Source: the annotation of a GenBank genome assembly